UCCUCUCUCCAACUGAGAAAAGAUACCGGUUCUCUCUUCAGCCCUGCUUUCUCUCCUUACAGUCGAGCUUUCCUACUCUCGCCCUCUCUAGUUUCAAAUUUUUGAACCCAAAACAAAAAAAGAUGCGUGAAAUUUUGCACAUUCAGGGAGGGCAAUGCGGGAACCAGAUCGGAGCCAAGUUCUGGGAAGUCGUGUGCGCCGAGCACGGCAUCGAUUCCACCGGCAGGUACAAGGGAGACAACGAUUUGCAGUUGGAGCGAGUAAAUGUCUACUACAACGAAGCCAGCUGCGGGAGGUUUGUCCCGCGCGCCGUCCUCAUGGACCUGGAGCCCGGCACCAUGGAUAGCGUCAGAUCUGGGCUCUACGGCCAGAUUUUCCGCCCUGAUAACUUCGUUUUUGGGCAGUCCGGUGCCGGAAAUAACUGGGCUAAGGGUCACUACACAGAAGGCGCUGAGCUCAUUGACUCCGUUCUCGACGUCGUCCGCAAAGAAGCCGAAAACUGUGACUGCCUUCAAGGAUUUCAGGUGUGUCACUCGUUGGGAGGUGGAACUGGUUCAGGAAUGGGGACCCUUCUCAUUUCUAAGAUCAGGGAGGAAUAUCCUGACAGGAUGAUGCUCACCUUCUCUGUUUUCCCAUCUCCUAAGGUGUCUGACACUGUUGUGGAACCCUAUAAUGCGACCUUGUCUGUGCACCAGCUGGUUGAGAAUGCCGAUGAGUGUAUGGUUCUGGAUAAUGAAGCUCUUUAUGACAUUUGCUUCCGCACCCUUAAGCUCACCACCCCCAGCUUUGGAGACUUGAACCACCUGAUCUCAGCCACCAUGAGUGGUGUUACUUGCUGCCUUCGGUUUCCUGGUCAGCUGAACUCUGAUCUUCGCAAGUUAGCUGUCAAUCUUAUUCCGUUCCCUAGAUUGCACUUCUUCAUGGUUGGGUUUGCUCCACUCACAUCUCGUGGGUCACAGCAAUACCGAGCUCUCACUGUCCCAGAACUCACUCAGCAGAUGUGGGAUGCAAAGAACAUGAUGUGUGCUGCUGAUCCUCGCCAUGGUCGAUAUUUGACUGCUUCGGCUAUGUUCCGAGGUAAAAUGAGCACCAAGGAGGUUGAUGAGCAGAUGAUUAAUGUGCAAAAUAAGAACUCAUCCUACUUUGUUGAGUGGAUUCCAAACAAUGUCAAGUCUACUGUCUGUGAUAUUCCUCCGACUGGUUUGAAGAUGGCUUCAACUUUCAUUGGAAAUUCCACCUCAAUUCAGGAAAUGUUCCGGAGAGUCAGCGAGCAAUUCACAGCUAUGUUCCGCAGAAAGGCUUUCUUGCAUUGGUAUACUGGAGAGGGCAUGGAUGAAAUGGAGUUUACUGAAGCAGAAAGCAACAUGAAUGACUUGGUUUCUGAAUACCAACAAUACCAAGACGCUACUGCAGAUGAGGAAGGUUAUGAUUACGAGGAAGAAGACGAAGAGGGUCAGGAAGCUUAAGUAGUUUUAGCAUUAUAUAACAUGGAUUUCAGUGGUUUUUAUGUUGCAAGGUUUCUGUGUUUACCCCUUUGAAUACCUGAUUUUCGAUUGCUGUAGUCUUGCCACUGUUGUGGCAAGUCUCUUGUUUGCAGAUUAGUGCUUUUCUUAAUUCACCUCUUUUCUGGCUUUGGGUGUUAUGGUUACUAUCAGAGGUUACAGGUUUUACUGAAAGUGAUGUUCAUGACACAAAAAUUGUUGCUCCUGUGAUAAAUGAUAUGCCUAAUCUUGAGGGUUA
Coffea arabica (coffee) is the source of this 1740-nucleotide messenger RNA. RefSeq names its product tubulin beta-1 chain-like. The record is from RefSeq and is a predicted model, not a curated record. Gene Ontology annotation, cellular component: microtubule. NCBI's taxonomy places the organism in Eukaryota, Viridiplantae, Streptophyta, Magnoliopsida, Gentianales, Rubiaceae. Gene Ontology annotation, molecular function: GTP binding; structural constituent of cytoskeleton; GTPase activity. Gene Ontology annotation, biological process: microtubule-based process.